Molecule: messenger RNA, 2122 nt
Organism: Amyelois transitella
Lineage: Eukaryota; Metazoa; Arthropoda; Insecta; Lepidoptera; Pyralidae
Exons: 9
Coding region: 38-2122 (694 amino acids)
Cellular component (GO): chitin-based extracellular matrix
Molecular function (GO): structural constituent of chitin-based larval cuticle
Source: RefSeq, a predicted model, not a curated record
UCAAGUGAAACAGUACUGUGAAUUGGUUUUAACAAAUAUGCAAAAGCAUACAGAAUUAAUAGUAAUUUGCCUAUCGGUGGGUGUGGCGCUUGCAGCUCCUCAAGUCAGAAAUGUGUUUCCUUCGAAUGUGCCGCGAGUCGUAGCUACUGCCGCUGCUACGUCAGGUAGUUACGACCCUGGUCGCUACGACCCUGGCCGCUACGACCCCGGCCGCUACAACUCAAGAGCCGACAAUUCCGGGCGUUAUGUACAUGAUGACUCCGGAAAGUAUAAUGGUGACCGAGGCGACCGUGGUGGGGCUGGUGGGUUCUACACAGGAUCCAGCGACGCUGGCGGCCCAGGAGGUCCAGGCGGUGCCUACACUCCUGACAACAACGCAUACAGGGGUGUUGGCAACGUUGGAGUUGGCAACUUUGGAGCUGGUAAUGUUGGUGUUGGCAAUGUUGGAGUUGGUGGUGUCGCCGGUGCCGGUGCCGGGUCUGGUGUCGGUGUCGUAGCCUCAGCCGCCGCCGGCCGCGGUGUCUUCGGAGUCCCCAAAGUGUCCACAGUCAGCGCAGUUAGCAGCAAUUCAGCCAGCAGCUUCGCCAAGGUCGGCAAUGCUCCCCCCAGCGGUGGUAGUUACGACUACAAAUACGGCAUUAUCCGCCAAGACACUGAUGUCAACCCCGACGGUUACCACUACCUCUAUGAGACUGAGAACAAAAUCCUCGCUGAGGAAUCUGGAAAGGUCGACCAAGUUGACAGCGAACAAGGUGCCUUGAGGGUCACUGGAUUUUACGAAUUUGUAGCACCUGAUGGUGUCACCUACAGAGUCGACUACGUCGCUGACGAAAACGGUUUCCAACCCACUGGCGUUCUCCUUUCCUAUUUAGUUAUUGUUCACUGCUCUGCGUAUGAUGAUGGCAAGUAUCAUCCUAAGAAAUACAAUUUACAUGAUGACGGCAUGUACUAUAGGCCCUUAGACGAGGGCAAAUAUAUUCCUGGAGAUGAAGGAAGGUAUACUUACAUUUAUGUGCAGGGAUUGUACCCGGACUACCCAUAUGUCCACCAAGUUGGCCCUAAUGGUGGCUUUGGGCCUAAUGGCAGAAAUGGUGGCAAUGGCGGAUAUGGAGGUAAAGGAGGUUACGGUGGCGAAGGAGGAUAUGGUGAUGAAGGAUCUGGUGAAGAUGAAUUCAAUAAAGGACCAGACGGAUCUGAAAGGCCAGAUAAAAUUGAAUACAUCGGCCGUAAGUUCUAUGCUGCAAGAUUUCCAUAUAUGCACUCACUGAUUAAGGAGCUAAUUGAAAAAUACGUUUCAAUAGACACCCUCUUCGGAGAAGAAUCCGAUGGAAGCGUAAAUCAUUAUAUGAAAGUGUUUGGGAACAGGGAAACUGCUGUGAAGUGCCAUUAUUUAAAUAGUAAAAGUGAUGAUGAAAAAGACGGAUUCACGACGCAAUACCCACCUCGGCCGGCUUCAGACAAUGGCAAACAUUCAGGCUCCUACUACAGCUUUAAAGGAACGAAGAUUCUCGAUAACCACAUCAAUAGUGCUAACAUGAAGACUACACUCAAACUAGAAUACGAAGUGUUUUUUGGUGUGUUGGUGCUGGGAGUGGUGGCGAGCAAUGCUCAGGAUGAUGGCCGGUAUAGGCCUGGCGUGUAUGGUGGCGACGACGGUCGUUACAGGCAUUCCGACGAAGGAAAAUAUGUUCACGUCGGGGAUGGCAGGGCCGCGUACAAUCCAUAUCUAGUGCAACAAACUAGGGUCGUGCCAAGCUUCUUCCGAGCCCCAGUAGCGGUCGCACCUGUAGUUCCCGCCGCUUCAUCGACACCCAUUUACUACGCUCAAGUCGCACAACCCUUCUCUAGGGUCUCGCAGGACAGCGAGCGAAACGCGAGGAUCCUCCGCCAAGAAGGCGACGUCGACAUCGACGGUUACCGAUACGCGUACCAAACCGAAAACAGAAUCAACGCCGAAGAAUCUGGAAAACUCGAGAACACAGCUACCGGUCCAGGCCUCAGGGCUAGGGGCUUCUACGAAUAUGUGGGCGAUGACGGUGUUACGUACAGGGUUGAUUAUGUAGCUGACGAAAACGGAUUCCACCCCAGCGGUGCUCAUUUACCUCAGAACCUACCCGUCUAA